AUGGCCCUCAUGAAUGUCGAUCAAGUGCCCCCCACCAAGCCAGAAGAAAAGACCGCCGAGGUUCUUGUGACCCCUUGUGAUCCCUGGCCCGCGCCAUACUAUUUGGAAGAUGGUUUCCGUCGCGUGAAGCCAUACCACUACACAUACAACACGAAUUGCAAGGAGCGAUGGAGGGGUCGCCAAUUGGUCGAAAUCUUCACUUCCGAGUUUCGCGAUCGCAAGCCUGAAUAUUAUAGAACUGCCUUGGAAAAAGGUCUUGUGCAAGUCAACGGCGUGCGGGCCUACCCCGAAACGACGUUGAAGAACGGCCAGGUCAUCUCCCACACCCUCCACCGCCACGAACCACCUGUCACCAGCCUUCCCAUUGGGAUCAUUCAUGAGGAUGACGACCUCAUUGUCAUUGACAAGCCCGCCGGUGUGCCGGUCCACGCUGCAGGCCGAUACCACUUUAACUCUGUGAUCGAAAUCCUGCGCUCCGAGCGUGGCUCCGAAUGGCUGCCCCGCCCUUGUAACCGACUCGACCGAUUAACUUCCGGAAUCAUGUUCAUUGGUAAACACCCCAAGGGCGCUGAGAAGAUGGCCACUGCCCUGAAGUCGCGCACCGUGCAGAAGGAGUAUGUGGCGCGCGUCAAGGGCAAGUUCCCCGACGGCGUGGUUGUUUGCGACCAGCCCAUCAUGCAGGUUAGCCCAAAGCUGGGCUUGAACCGUGUGCGUGCCACUGGAAAAGAAGCGACGACCAAAUUCCGCCGCCUGGCGUACUACCCCCCGGAAACCUAUGAGCCCAACACAGCCGGGGCGGAUGGACGCCCCGCUACCCCGCCCAUGACUCUUCAUAAUGAAGAUGAGGGAUACAGUAUCGUGCACUGCUUCCCGUUGACUGGUCGCACCCACCAAAUUCGAGUUCAUCUCCAAUUCCUUGGUCACCCUAUCAGCAAUGAUCCCAUCUACUCCAACCGCCGUGUUUUCGGGCCUGAGCUCGGCAAGGCCGAAGCGAGCGCGGAACGGGAUGAAGAGAUCGUUGCGCGGUUGUCCCUAAUGGGCAAGACCGAGAUCCCUGACACGGUGUCUUAUCGUACACACUUGACUGCGGCACCCAACCUGCCACCCAACACAGACCCAGUCCUCGUGAAUGAAAUCAUGCACCGGGAACAGAUGGCUGCGGCUGAAAACUACGAAAAGCGCAAGGGCGAAAAGCUGUCCGGUAUUUUCUGCGAUGUCUGUGGCACUGAGCUCUACUCCGACCCAGGUGUUCAUGAGCUUGGUAUCUUCCUGCAUGCUGUCGCGUAUGCCGAUCGCGAUGGUGACUGGGGUUACCGUAGCCCCAUGCCUCAUUGGGGUUUGCCGCCAGCGGGUAUGGAAGGACCUCGGGAAGUCCCAGACUGGGUUCCCGCCGCUGAAGGGGAAGAACAUGUUAUUGGAAACGGAACCAUUCCCCCUGGCCUAGGUGACGAGGAUCACGCUGCAGAUGCACAGACUGGUUCCGUGCUUCUGGAAGGUGUUGGUUUGGUCAAUAUCUCGGAUGCCGCCAAGAUGACGAAUGAGCCUUCAAAUGAGGCUGCAGCUGCCACCAACUAA
Molecule: messenger RNA, 1575 nt
Organism: Penicillium salamii
Lineage: Eukaryota; Fungi; Ascomycota; Eurotiomycetes; Eurotiales; Aspergillaceae
Source: the annotation of a GenBank genome assembly